This is a messenger RNA of Poecilia latipinna (sailfin molly), 1112 nucleotides long. RefSeq names its product ral GTPase-activating protein subunit alpha-1-like. The coding region runs from base 216 to 1097 and encodes 293 amino acids. Gene Ontology annotation, cellular component: cytoplasm; nucleus. The record is from RefSeq and is a predicted model, not a curated record. The transcript is spliced from 7 exons. Gene Ontology annotation, biological process: positive regulation of GTPase activity. NCBI's taxonomy places the organism in Eukaryota, Metazoa, Chordata, Actinopteri, Cyprinodontiformes, Poeciliidae. Gene Ontology annotation, molecular function: GTPase activator activity.
UUUUUUGAGAUUUUGCAUUCAGUUCAGAUGCAUGUGGAGGAGGAGCGGGGUCCACAGGAGGCGGCCGAGGCAGCUCACUGGACCAGGACAGUCUAGGAGGCGGCUUAGCCUGUGACGAGCAGGAAGUGGCCAGUUUGACGACAGUCCACAUUGACUCAGAGACCAGCAGCCUGAGCCACACGGUUACCGUUACCGGCUCCGAGAGUGCCUCGCCCAUGCAUUCCCUCGGGGGCUCCCGUUCCCAGACCCCCUCCCCAGCCACGCUGACAGCUGAGCACGCUGAUCACACACACAGUCACUCACACGCACACUUGCAGCUGGACCAGAAACUCCACAGCUCUGUACUCCAGACCCCAGAUGAUCUAGAAACAAGCGAGUUCCCCAGCGAGGACUGCAGUGUGAUGGCAGGCGGCUCUCUAACUGGAUGGCACGCAGAUGUUGCCACGGUUAUGUGGAGGAGGAUGCUGGGUAUCCUGGGAGAUGUUAACACCAUCAAGGACCCAGAAAUCCAUGCUCAGGUUUUUGACUACUUGUGUGAGCUGUGGCAGAACUUGGCCAAGAUCAGGGAUAAUUUGGGGAUUUCUCUGGACAACCAGUCGUCCCCACCACCUCCUGUUCUGAUUCCUCCUCUAAGAAUCCUCACCCCCUGGCUCUUUAAGGCCACCAUGCUGACUGAGCGUUACAAGCAGGGAAAGCUUCAUGCCUACAAACUAAUCUGUAGAAUAAUGAAAAGACGUCAAGACGUUUCCCCAAACACCGACUUUCUCAUGCACUUCUACAACAUCAUGCACCAAGGGCUGCUGCACCAGGACCAGGAUAUUGUGAACACCAUCAUCAAGCACUGCAGUCCCAGGUUCUUCAGCAUCGGACUUCCCGGAGCCACCAUGUUGAUCCUGGACUUUAUCAUCGCAGCUUCCAGAGUCACUGCAUGUUCAUCGCUCAAUGCUCCAAGAGUCGAGGCCCAGAUUCUUCUUGGGUCUCUGGUGUGUUUCCCCAACUUUUAUGAGGAACUUGCUGCUCUCCAUCCGACCACUGCCGACGUUGUACGGACUAAAUUCCCCGAGGUCAAGGUACGUGGAGGUACCUUCACCUGCUGAUUUGUGUGGUUGGAG